Molecule: messenger RNA, 1539 nt
Organism: Gigantopelta aegis
Lineage: Eukaryota; Metazoa; Mollusca; Gastropoda; Neomphalida; Peltospiridae
Product: cartilage matrix protein-like
Exons: 11
Coding region: 94-1377 (427 amino acids)
Source: RefSeq, a predicted model, not a curated record
UAAAUAUCAGUGCUCGCAGCAAAGUUUACUAAGAGGUUUAAUAUUCCACACUUCGUGAGGACCUAUUGCUGAAAUCAUUCAUUUCGUGCAAAAAUGGACAAAUUUGUUUUUCUCUUCCUAACUACAGUGCUGGCAUUUAGUACAGUUCUGUCUUCUGAAUUAACCGACCUUCAAGAUGAUUUGGAUUCUCUACCCCAUGUUCGAGUUCGGCGUACAAUUACUGACAAAGAUUUGGGUGGCUUUAUAAAAAUUUGUAAACAGAAUCCUGUGGAUCUAGCCUUUGUGAUUGACGCUUCCAGCAGUAUAUGGCGGAGGAAUUUCACGAUCGGUCUCAAGUUCGUACAGUCCAUGGUGCGCAUGUACGACAUUUCGCCGGAUAUGGUGCGAAUCGCUGUCACAACUUUUGGCGCGGGAGUGUACCAGAGAGCCUCGUUCAGUUUCUCCCGCUUUGAUACCCAAGAAGACGUUUCGGAUUUCAUCGGUAGUAUAUACUACUAUGCUGGAUCUAGGACUGACACGGGUGACGCCAUAGAGCAUAUGAGGAAGAAACAGAUGGUGGAAGCGAGGAAGAAGGUUCCCCAUAUCGCCAUUGUGCUGACUGACGGCAACUCCCAGAGGAAGUAUCACACGAGAGACAUGGCCAAGAGAGCCAGGGAGUCGAACAUCACCAUGAUCGCUAUUGGAGUCGGAUACUAUGUGAAGGACGAAGAACUAAUGAACAUUGCCGGAAACAAGACUCGUGUGUUCAGGGUAGAUAACUACGAGCAGCUUGAGACUAUUAAAGAAGGUCUCACAUACCAAACCUGCUACAAAAAGCCCAAACCAACCACGCCAGCGCCAAAUGCUGAACCCUGUGGAGUAAAGCGUCCCUCAGACAUUAUGUUCGUGAUGGACCAGGUGGCUCUGGGUCAGAAUGGUGUUGGUUGGGCAACCCAGUUCAUGUCACACACCGUAGACCAGGAAGAGAUGGCAAAGGGUAUGAAGAUGGGUUUGCUGAGCGGUGUCUGUCCGUUUGACAGUGGUUUCCCCCUGCGCAAGUUCUCCGCCGCCGUGUCACUGAAGGAGACACUCCACGAGUUCGGAAGUCCCAAACGUCUGUCUCAGCUGGUCGCUCAACUUCCGGCGUCUGAAGAUUACAGGAAGGGUGCCAGGAAAGUCGGAGUUAUCUUUCUUGGUGGGAAAAUGGAUACGAAGGCUUUGCUUGACGAAGUAGAAGAGGCAGCUGCCAGCAAGGUGAAGCUGUUUUUCGCCAACACUGGGGUAGUGAGCCAGGAUCUCCUGGACCAGCUCAGCUUAAAGGGCACAGUCCUGGAGGGACACGGAAGCCGACAGCAGGCCGUAGAACUCACCAGCUCACUCUGUCCAUCAGACGAUUAGAACUUGGCAGUGAACGUCCUGUAAUAUCUACUUCACUGAAACGCCGUGUACUAGUGGUAUGAAGAAUUGUCAUAGUCCAUCGGAUCCAUCUCGUGUGAAUUUAUGUAAUGUCAUCAUAUCACAAACAAACGGAAAUGACAGAAAUAAACAAUUUCACUAAAA